Molecule: messenger RNA, 1713 nt
Organism: Parathielavia appendiculata
Lineage: Eukaryota; Fungi; Ascomycota; Sordariomycetes; Sordariales; Chaetomiaceae
Product: FAD-binding domain-containing protein
Exons: 1
Coding region: 113-1621 (502 amino acids)
Molecular function (GO): FAD binding
Source: RefSeq, a predicted model, not a curated record
CACAGUUCACCUUCCGAGAUCAGACACGUCCAUCAUUGGACCCCUCGCCCCCACAGCCUGAGGAUUUGAAUUCACCGAGUGUUCUACCCUGUCUCGCCUUUCAGGGAUCAAGAUGUUGUCUGUCCGCAUAGCGCCUCUCCUCCCGCUCUUUCUCUGGGCUGUCUCUUCGGUGUCAGCCGACACCUGCUCGGAAGUGCGGGACAACACCGACAUUGAGGUGUCUUCUCCCCUUCAGCUCGCCUACAUUGACGAGCAGACCGACUACUGGUCCGCGUCCUGCAGUGCCCUGAAGCCCUCUUGCAUAAUCUUUCCCAGGUCUGCCGCCGAGGUUGCAGCAGUCCUCCGCGUCCUCAACACCAACAAUGAGAAGUUCGCAGUCAAGUCUGGCGGCCACAGCCCCAACAACUACUACGCCAGCAUUGACGGCGGGCCGCUCAUCUCGACCCAGAGGAUGGAUCACGUCUUACUUGAUCCGACCACUGGGGUGAUCGAUGUCGGCCCGGGCAACCGCCUCGACGAGGUAGCCAAGAAACUCCACGGCACCGGCUGGACCUUUGUCGGCGGGCGCAUCGGCAACACGGGCGUCGGCGGGCUCAUGCUCGGCGGCGGGCUCUCGUACAUGUCAGCGCAGUACGGCUGGUCAGCCUCCUCCGCCAUCUCGUACGAAGUCGUCCUCGCCAACGGCACCAUCGUCACAGCCUCCGACACCUCCCACCCCGACCUCUUCGUCGCCCUCAAAGGCGGCGGCAACAACUUCGGCGUCGUGACCAGCUAUAAACUGCAAGCGCACCCGCAGGGCCAAAUCUACGGCGGCAACCUAAUCUUCCUCCGCACGCCGGACCUCGACGCCAAGAUCCUCCGCGCCGUCCGCGACUUCACCGAGUACAACACCGACGACAAGGCCGCCAUCAUCGUCACAGCCGAGCGCACCACCGUUAACCUGGUCGACAGCUGGAUCCUGUUCCUCUUCUACGACGGGCCCGAGUCCGCCGUGCCCCCGGGAACCUUCGCCAACUUCACCUCGCUCCAGCCCCUCCUGGCCAACACCGUCCGCACCCGCACCUACGCCGACAUGAUGGCCGAGAGCAACUGGGUUGUGCUGAAGGGGCUGCAGGUGCAGAUCGGCACGGAGUCGGUGCCGCUGCCGGCUGCGGUGGAUGCAGAUGAGGUGCUGGUCGAGGGGAUUCACGCGCACUGGCGGAACGUUACCGACAGCGCGCUGCUGGUGCCGGGCAUGGUGGCGUCGGUUGCGUACAUGCCUUUUCCGAAGAGGAUUGCGCAGGCCGCGAGGGAGAGGGGGCAGGAUCUGCUGGAUGUUGAUCCCGAUGCGGACAGGUUGAUUGUGGAGUUGGAUUACAUCUUUUUGUCGCCGACAGAUUAUAGUAAGAUGGAAGGGAAGAUGGUUGAGUCGUAUAGCGGGAUCAGGGAGAGAGUGGUUGAGUGGCAGGCCGAGGGGAAGCUGAGGAAUGUGUACUUGCCGCUGUUUAUGAACUAUGGCUUCUAUCGACAGGAUUAUUGGGGCAGGCUCAAGGCGGCGAGCCGGCAGUUGGCGAGGGAGGUCGCUGAGAGGGUUGAUCCGGCUGGCCUGUUUCGGACGAGGACCGGAGGGUGGAAGCCCUAGGUUUCGGGUCUCCUCUGGCUGUCUGCACUACCUACCUGAAUCACGCGGUAUUGAGGUUUGAACACACUAAGGCACUUACCUUCUGUUAUCAU